This is a messenger RNA of Protopolystoma xenopodis, 1416 nucleotides long. NCBI's taxonomy places the organism in Eukaryota, Metazoa, Platyhelminthes, Monogenea, Polystomatidea, Polystomatidae. The record is from the annotation of a GenBank genome assembly.
AUACUUGUUCGAUUUUGUACUUUGAUACACUUAGUAAGUCUUUUGUGUAUAACCAAUUAUUUUUAUCCGAAGUAUGCCGAUCCUGUUGCCGAUUUUCUCGAUCGCUGGAAUGUAUUCCGAUAUCGCCUGUUCCGUGAAUCCUGUGUUUAUCAUCGUGGCAAUUACGUCAAAGAUUUAGGCCAACUUGGUCGUAGGCUCGACCAGGUAGUGAUUCUUGACAAUUCGCCCGCUUCCUACCUCUUUCACGUCGAUAAUGCGGUGCAGGUCUCUUCUUGGUUUGAUGAUCCUACCGAUCGAGCCCUUCUUGAUUUAAUUCCUUAUUUCGAGCGCCUCUCGCGGCACCACAGUGUACCAGAAUUCUUACGCGCAAACCCUCCUCCUUUGCCGGCCGCCUCGGUUGCAAACACAAAUCUCACCACCAGUGGUGUUGGCUUGCUGGGAGGACGUCUUUUAACUGGCGCAGCAUUUACGGCGAUUUCGGGCCCUUCCACAUCCGGUCUCGGUUCAGGAGUGAUCGCCAGCAUUCAGAGGCCGACUGUCGCCUCUCCAUUGUCGGCACCUACAAUUACGAUGGGCCGAAUCACACCUGUGGCGACAUCUAUCAUAUCCGCUCCCCCACUUGCAGCGAUGACUGCCUCAUCAAGUCAUGGGAAAGGUCAGUUGGUGAUUGUGAGUUCUGAUUCCGUCCCCAUCACAAGUAGCGAUUCUCCAUCCAAUGAUGUCUCACCGACCAAAUCCAAUAUAACUCCUGCUUUAAUCCUUUGCCCAGAGUUACGUGAAAACCCACUUUGCCAAAGCCAGCACAGUCAUACUAACCCCUCCCCAACUACUUCUGUCCCUGCAGCCGCGCCCUCGACACAGUCGAAUGGCCGUAAUCCAACCAUUUCGGCCUCAUUAAGCCAGGCUACCGAAACAAAUGAUAAAGAGCACACAUUUAUAAGUUCGGCACCGGUUGGUACAGCUACUCCUCUUAUCUCUGCCUCCUCUUCUUCCGACUGUUUUACUUCCACGAGUGCCGUGCCAUUAAUGAAUCGGUCUGGUGCACAAAGAGCAGGCUCUAUUGUCUCCCGUCGCCCUAUUUCUUCAAAUAUGCGGCCAAUGAAUACUCAUCCUUCCGGAUCUUCAGUAAACACCCAUUCAUCUACCACCAACACCUCCACAUCUGCAUCUGGUUCCGCAGGCUCUACUCUUCCUAUUUCUGCAGGCACAAGUCCUCUGGUGACAAAGACAAGGAAUAAUUCCUCAACAGGGAUGACUUGUGCAAGUUCAAUUAACUCAAUGAAUGCCCCCGUCCCUUCCGUAACAGCAGUUGAAAUGAUACCUACCACCCUCUCUUCACCUGUAUCGCAGAUAAUCGCCUCACCUAUUGUUCCUCCUGUAAGUGUUUUGCCGGGAAGGCAGCCACUUCGCAGGUAG